This is a messenger RNA of Zasmidium cellare ATCC 36951, 2124 nucleotides long. RefSeq lists its product as uncharacterized. Gene Ontology annotation, biological process: positive regulation of transcription by RNA polymerase II; DNA-templated transcription. Gene Ontology annotation, molecular function: zinc ion binding; DNA-binding transcription factor activity, RNA polymerase II-specific; sequence-specific DNA binding. The record is from RefSeq and is a predicted model, not a curated record. The coding region runs from base 1 to 2124 and encodes 707 amino acids. The transcript has 4 exons. NCBI's taxonomy places the organism in Eukaryota, Fungi, Ascomycota, Dothideomycetes, Mycosphaerellales, Mycosphaerellaceae.
AUGCCGCGAUCGCAGAAUCAAGGCAUGCAUUGCGGAACGCUGGCCAUUUGUGCGCAUGGCUUAUACGGUGCAUCUAGUGCGACGGGAGCGCUCCGUCUUGUUCCAAAUGCGAGAAAGCAGGCGUACAGUGCAUCGAUCCUCUUAUCAGAUGCAUUGUCGAGAGUUGAGUGGCUCGAAAACAUAGUGAAAACACAUCUGCCGGACGUCGAUCUCACAGGAGGAACUCCACAAUCGCUUCCUGGGGCAGCACAUACCGAGACAGUGCAGCCUCUUUCGACUGCAGUAUCGACAGCCAAGCGUCGAGCGGAUGCAGCCGGCCUGGACAGUCCUGGCACUCCAGUCGAGCAUGGCAAACGUAUGGCCCGUGAUCUGGGCCUAGUCUCCUUGAAUGUGAGCAACUCCAGAACGCACUACCUUGGAGCAUCGUCUGGACAUUUCUUUGCCGAUCUGCUGCAAGACCAUCGUGAGACACAGGAUCCAAUCACUGGCCAGGACGAGUCAGCUGAAAGUAGUGACAUUGAGGACGGCGUGGGAUCCAGUGGUCAUGGGGCUUCCUUCCGUGGACAUUUCGCUGUUCUCAAAAAGCUUCAGAAGGUCCUGCCUACACAAGACGAAUGCAAUCUCCAUGUUCGACUGUUCUUCCAUCACUAUCAUCCCGAAUAUCCGGUCUUACAUCAGCCCAGUGUCUACUCCUUGGUCACGGCUCUAUACGCUGCUUUACAUGUUGUUUCCCCAGACAGCCUUGGUCCGAACGGAUGGCCUGUGGACAUGCCAGCGUUCAAAUACAAUGGCCAAGCACUGGGCAAAGGUGGCAAAGACACAGUGACGAUCUCGCCGACUACUGCCGCUGCGCAACUUCUCUACAUCCUGGCCGCUGCUGCCCAUCUACAGAAUCACAGGCACAAAUUCGGAUCUGAUCCCCGUCCCUAUGAAGAUCUCGCUGUGCAGCUCAUGUCGCGGAGCCUGGGGGAUGUUUCACUCGAGUCGGUACAACUGAUAGUACUCUCCAUACUGCACGGCUUUAUCAGUGGUCAGAGCGGCAAUCCGUGGGUUUUUUUGCACCUAGGCAUGGCCUACGCUGUGGACUUGGGCCUGCAUCGUGCCGCUCAAGACUCAUCACGGUUCACUCUCGAGAACGUGCAGAUGCGACGAAGGGUGUUCUUCUGUCUGUACGUCCUGGAUAGGUUCAUUAGCUCAGUCCAGGGACGACCAUUGGGCUUUCAAGACGAUACGUUAGAACUGGCUCUCCCCGUCAUGAUCGAUUCUGGGGAGAGCACCGCUUCAGCAGAUGACCAAGCUUUGAUGGACUACUCGAUCGCACGAUUCCAAUGGGCACAGCUGAUCUCCGAAAUCAAGUAUCAUUUGUAUCGAUUCUCUUCCUCCGCCAUGGCAGGCUCAACGCGCAGGGAGACACAAUCCAGCUUGCAUAUUAGACUGGACGAAUGGAGAUUUACUUCAUUGAGACAAUUGGACACGAGCAUCGACAAGAGAGCACUAGCCCUCAAGACCGAGCUGAAGAUCAAACACGAAUACGCGAUGUGUCUCCUGUAUCAACCUUCGAUCAGCUGCCGACAUCCUGACUCGGCCGCUUUGAAGCGAUGCUUUGACAGUGCUGUCAAAAGAUUGAACAUGUACUGGUCUUUGCACGAGCACCAGGCCUUGAUUUUGAGCUGGCCAGUCACGCAUGGCAUUUUCUUGGCUGGGACGACACUCAUAUUCUGCAUGUGGGCCUCACCAGACGUUCGAUCAUCAAUGCUGAUCUCUCAGAUUUCCAAGGACCUACGCUUGUGUACCAACCUUCUAACCCUCGGAGGUGCGUGGUGGACACCUGCACGUCGAUGCUGCCAAAGCUUUCAAUCUCUGGUUGACAUAACCACCAAUACGUUUCUAUUUCCAUCAACCACCGAGCCUCCUGUUCCCACCACGCAAACCACCCUGCCACUUACGCCAAGCCUUGAUGAGCCUGGCCAGGACACUGAGCUCUGGGAUCCGAACGACAUCGAAGAAAUGCUGAGGUCGUUCAUGCAGAACGACUAUCAAUUUUCAGAUCUAUUUGACAACCUGCAAGCCGUUCCCACGGGCUCGUCUGACGCAACUUGGAACUUCGACGUGCCUUCAACUUAG